Molecule: messenger RNA, 768 nt
Organism: Uloborus diversus
Lineage: Eukaryota; Metazoa; Arthropoda; Arachnida; Araneae; Uloboridae
Product: insulin-like growth factor-binding protein complex acid labile subunit
Exons: 5
Coding region: 31-768 (245 amino acids)
Molecular function (GO): protein binding
Source: RefSeq, a predicted model, not a curated record
CCGAUUUUAACUCUAUCAUUUUGGGAAAAAAUGGACAGUGUUUAUAUCCCUCUGAUGCACAAAUAUAAAGGUGCAGUGGUGCUGUGCCAGGACAUGCGGGGGCCGGAUCUAGAGGUCACCUUGGCCGGACUCGGAGGUCUCCGCCUGAAGAAGUUGGAACUGAGGCGGGUGAACGCGUCCUCUCUCUGGGGGCCCUUCCGGGGGUGGCUGGCGGGGGACCUGGUGCUCGAGGGGGUGAGGGUGGAAGACGACUCCAUGAGACGCGGGAGACACCUGUUUCGGGGCCUGGAGAGCGCCCUCAACAGCCUGGAGAUGAGGAAGAUGGAGAUCUCGAGCCUCCAGCUGGACCAUCUGACGCACCUCGUGGUGUUGAUUCUGGAAGACAACUCGAUACCUUCGGUGGACAACGAUUGGUUCACGACGGGCCCCAGGUCCUUGUCGAACCUGUACCUGGCCCGAAAUGGCAUCGCCGACCUCGGCAACGGGGCGUUCUCGGCCCUGGUCGGACUCAGACACCUGGACCUGUCCAGGAACGAGAUCCGGAUCAUCACCAGAUCCAUGCUCCCGGACCAGGACAGCAGGCUAUCUACGCUGGACCUAUCACGAAACCUGCUCCGCGACCUGCCCGACGACCUGUUCUCCGGGAUGCCCUUCAUCCGGGAGGUGGACGUGUCCGGGAACGUCCUGCAGACGAUGCGGGAGGACAUCUGGAUGCCGGUCUUCAACCAUCUCGAAAAGAUGAACCUGGACGGGUUACCUUCUUUAUAG